Messenger RNA from Aspergillus fischeri NRRL 181, 1260 nucleotides. Its product is annotated as putative salicylate hydroxylase. The record is from RefSeq and is a predicted model, not a curated record. Gene Ontology annotation, molecular function: FAD binding; monooxygenase activity. The transcript has 6 exons. Gene Ontology annotation, biological process: secondary metabolite biosynthetic process. NCBI's taxonomy places the organism in Eukaryota, Fungi, Ascomycota, Eurotiomycetes, Eurotiales, Aspergillaceae. The coding region runs from base 1 to 1260 and encodes 419 amino acids.
AUGAGAGUCAUUAUAGUAGGCGCAGGAAUUGGCGGACUGGCCUGUGCCAUUGCUUGUCGCCAGAAGAAUCUCGACGUGCUUGUCCUGGAACAAUCGGCUGAAAUUGUGCCAGUUGGUGCUGGCAUCCAAAUCCCUCCGAAUGGAGCCCGGAUCAUGCAGGAACUCGGUCUCUUGUCUCAGACCGAGGAAAAGGGCAUGAAACUCGAGGUCAUGGAUCUGCGACGGUAUAAGGACGGGAGGAUCAUCACAUCGAUGUCCUGCGGUGAGUCUAUAGUGAAGGAAUAUGGAGCGCCGUGGAUCGUCAUCCAUCGCGCGGAUUAUCACCAGAUUCUCCUCGACAAAGCUAGAGACCUAGGAGUGGAGAUUCAUCUAGGCGCGCUUGUCGAGAAGGUCCUGGUCGACGAGACUGCAGUCAUUGUGGGUAGUGAGACCAUCACCGGCGACGUGAUCAUUGGUGCUGAUGGCCUCUGGUCCAAAAUCCGCGAAGCCGUCCUUGAUGAACCCCAUCCGCCCGAAGAAACAGGGGACCUAGCCUACCGCGCUACCUUUUCGCGAGCGCAGCUCUUAGCCCUGAACGAUCCAGAGGUAAAGGCGCUUUGCGAGAAACAAGGUGUAACCGCCUGGCUGGGGCCUAAGAAACACGCCGUCUUCUACCCCGUUCGCGGCGGACAAGAAUAUAAUCUUGUACUACUGCAGCCAGAUGAUCUGCCGCCGGGAGUGCGUACGACGCAGGGCGAUGUGGAUGAGAUGCGGUAUGGGUAUAGAGAGUGGGAUCCAACGCUGGGGAAGAUGAUCUCCUGUAUCCCGACCGUCCUGAAGUGGAAGCUGUGCCAUCUUCCUGAGUUGCCGAGGUGGACCAAGGGCUCUGUUACCCUGCUUGGCGAUGCGUGUCAUCCGACUCUGCCAUAUCAAGCUCAGGGGGCCGCCAUGGCAGUGGAAGAUGGUGCAGUGUUGGGACUGCUACUCCACCACGUAGCAUCCUCACAGGACUACAAAUCAAAAAUCCCACAAGCACUAACACUCUAUGAAGAUAUUCGAAAGUCCCGGACCGCCCGGAACGUCCAAGGAGCCAUCCGCAACCGAGGCGGGUUUCACCUCGAAGACGGCAUCUUACAACGACUGCGUGACUUGGUUUUGAGCUGGUCAGGCCUGACUUGGGAGACAGACUGGAUUGGACUAAUGUCUUCGCGACAACGAGCUGUCCUUGGAUUUGAUGUUCUGCAAGAGGUAGAGCAAAGGAUGUCGGAACUAUCUGCCUGA